Molecule: messenger RNA, 2139 nt
Organism: Lodderomyces orthopsilosis Co 90-125
Lineage: Eukaryota; Fungi; Ascomycota; Pichiomycetes; Serinales; Debaryomycetaceae
Gene: ATM1
Product: ATP-binding cassette Fe/S cluster precursor transporter
Exons: 1
Coding region: 1-2139 (712 amino acids)
Biological process (GO): intracellular iron ion homeostasis; transmembrane transport
Cellular component (GO): mitochondrial inner membrane
Molecular function (GO): ATP hydrolysis activity; ATP binding; ABC-type transporter activity
Source: RefSeq, a predicted model, not a curated record
AUGCUUCUCCUAAGAGGUUCACUAAAACAAGUAUGGCCAUUGCUUGCGAAACCGCGCGUACUUCCGAGCAGAUCAUCCACAAUUGCAUUGACAAAUACACUUCGACUUGGUUAUAAACAACAAUCACCGAUACGGACAUUCACUAAAACCACUCGAUUACUCCAUGGGCCUAGUGAUGCUAAUCCAACGCCAGCGAAAAACAAUAUUCCAAAACCAGUCAAGAGUGAAGAUAGAUCAGACUCGUCAUCGUAUUCGCUUCUUGGAAGAAAAGUGUCGACAUCAGAAUUAUUCAUGAUGCGAUCGUUAUUCAAAACGAUUUGGCCCAAGGACAAUCCAAAAUUCAAAAUCAGAGUGCUUAUAGCUGUUUCUUUGCUCAUCGGGUCCAAAUUGCUCAAUGUUGAAGUACCUUUUUUAUUCAAACAAAUCAUUGAUCAAAUGAAUGUGGAUUGGACUCAAGAAGUAGGUGUAUUGUCAACUGUGAUUGGCUCCUUAAUUCUUGCUUAUGGAGGUGCUAGAUUUGGGGCUGUAUUAUUUGGAGAAUUGAGAAAUGCUAUAUUUGCCAGUGUGGCGCAAACUGCCAUCAAACGAGUAGCAUCGAAUACGUUUAAUCGAUUAUUGAAUAUGGAUUUGCAGUUUCAUUUGUCACAACAAACUGGUGGAUUGACUCGUGCUAUUGAUCGAGGAACUAAAGGUAUCAGCUAUGUGCUUACUGCUAUGGUGUUCCAUAUAAUUCCCAUAACGUUUGAAAUUAGUAUUGUUUGUGGGAUUUUAAGCUACAAUUACGGGGUUCCAUUUGCAGCAAUGACAUUUUGUACAAUGUUGGCAUACUCAAUAUUUACAAUAAAGACUACGGCAUGGAGAACUAAAUUUAGAAGACAAGCAAACAAUGCCGAUAACCAAGCUGCUAGUGUUGCUCUAGACUCAUUGAUCAAUUACGAAAGUGUCAAGAUCUUCAAUAAUGAAGCGUUCCAGCUGAAGAAAUACAAUAGUGCAUUGACAAAGUAUCAGAACGCCCUGGUUAAGGUGGCAACGAGUUUAGCUUACUUGAACGCAGGACAGAAUUUCAUUUUCACCCUGGCACUAACCGCAAUGAUGUAUAUGGGAUGUCAGGGAGUCGUAUCGGGAGGAUUAACCGUGGGUGACUUAGUCUUGAUUAAUCAAUUAGUGUUUCAAUUAAGUGUACCACUAAAUUUCUUGGGUAGUGUUUAUCGAGAAUUAAAACAAAGUUUACUUGAUAUGGAGAAUUUAUUCCAAUUGCAAAAUGUCCCCAUCAAGAUUACUGAUGUUGAAGGCGCGCCACAAUUGAAAUUGAAUCAACGAGCUCCCGGUGAGAUCAAGUUUGAGAAUGUAACGUUUGGAUAUCAUCCCGAUAGACCCAUAUUGAAAAAUGUAUCAUUUACAAUCCCCGCAGGUCAAAAAGUGGCAGUUGUGGGACCCUCGGGAAGUGGUAAAUCAACUAUAUUACGAUUGGUUUUCCGAUUCUAUGAUGUUGAUCUGGGACGUAUUUUGAUAGAUGGACAAGAUAUAACUAAAGUGUCCCUCGAAUCAUUGCGGAAGAAAAUUGGAGUUGUGCCCCAAGAAACUCCACUUUUUAACGAUACGAUUAUUGAAAAUAUCCGAUAUGGUGACUUACAAUCAACCGAUGAGCAAAUCCAUCAAGUUGUAUCGCUUGUUCAACUAGACAAUUUGAUUAAAGAUUUACCCGAUGGUGAGAAUACCAUAGUCGGAGAACGAGGUAUGAUGAUUUCCGGAGGUGAGAAACAGAGAUUAGCCAUUGCUCGACUUCUUUUAAAGAAUGCCCCGAUUACAUUCUUUGACGAAGCUACCUCGGCAUUGGAUACACAUACCGAGCAAGCACUCCUCAAAACCAUUCGAACUAUAUUCAAACGCGAUAAUAGAACAAAUGUAUCCAUAGCUCAUCGGUUAAGGACUAUAGCUGAUGCCGACAAGAUCAUAGUCUUGAAUAAAGGUCAUGUGCAAGAACAAGGAUCACAUGCACAACUCUUGAGUGAUCCGGAGUCGUUGUAUGCACAGUUGUGGAAUAUUCAAGAGAAUUUAGAUAUUGAAGAACAGUUGAGAUUGGAAGAAGCAGAGAGGUUGAGAAAAGAAGAACAACAGUUGGAACAAGAGGAAAAGUAG